UGUGACGUUAGAUAUCGUUGUAGUGUCAGUAUUGUUGACUAAAACUUUUAAUAUAGGCUUAACUUCUUAAAAAUUAUAACAUUUCAAUCUUGUAUGACCAUUUCGCCAUUUAGAAAAAAAUAUAUAUAUAAAAGUUUUGAAUAUAAAUAAAGACCUGGUUAUUAUAAAUAUAUUCAAAGACAAUAUUAAUAAAAUGUAAGAUUACCGAGUUGUGAAAUUUGGUUAGGCCCAGUGUAAAUAUCGUUAUUUACCAAUAUUUCGAUAAUGUUUUCUAACUUCAAGAAUAAUGACACUAACUUAGUAACUAUCGUUAGCGAAUGUUGUAAAAUGCAUCAAUCUUUGCCUUUGGAAAUGUAAUCAAGUUACUGUGUAAUAAAGCUUGCUAAAGGGUGAAUGGCUUGUGGUACCAGUUGCUGUCAGCAGUAGUGGAGGCCAGAACUUCACAGGAAUUUUAGAGGAAAAUCAACGAUCGCCUGAAAAAAUAAAGCAUGAGCUUAAAUGUGUUUCUCAAUGAAACCAGUUAUUCUUAAUGAGUAAGAGUCAGAAGAAACAGAAAUAAUUCGUAGUUACUGUCAGAUAUGGAAGUGUCUCUUGUGAGUGCAUGGUUUGUUCAUGAAGUUGAAAAACCAUAGCAGUUCAAAUUAUAUAACUAAAUUCAUCACUUUACAUCUCAUAUUUUAAUAUUCAAGAAUGAAUGGAAAUAGUGAUGAAAACAUUUUGUUCACAAGUCAAGAAUUAAAUCAAAGAGUGGCUACAGCAAGUUUGUGCAACACUGAAGUUAAAGAAAGUGGAGGCAAUUUUUGUGAUACUGCUUUUUCCCAUCCACAUUUUAUUAGUAGAACUUCUCACAAUUCUGCUGAACUUCAGGUUUCACCACCAAAGGAAAUUUUGAAUUUAGAUGCUUCUCCAUGUAGUCAUGCUGUAAGUAUGCAUAAUAAUAUUGACACAUCCUCUAACUGCAGUGAUGUCAUUAUGAAUUAUGGAAUGGCAUCUAGACCAGAAGCUCUUGCUGUUCAGCCAGGUUUUCCUUCACCUUCAUUAUCUGAAAAACCUGUGAAUGAAGAAAUUAUAGUAACAUCUCACAUUCCUUCACACACAGAAAAUUUGUUAGUAGAGAGAGUCUCCCAUCAUUCUGGGGUUACCUCAGACAGGAUACCUUCACAAAAUAUACUUAGCAACAGAGGAUCUCCUCAACCACUACCAUCCCUUCAUGAGAUAUUGAAUGUUUCUCCAAAUAUGGAUGAUGAAAUGCACCAUCAGUUCUUGAGGCAGGCAGCCAAGGUUGUAGAGCAGAUAACACGUGUCUCUAGUUCUCGAAGUGGGCAAAAUGUGAUAGAUAGCUGCAGAAAUUUGGCCCCAUCAGUCUACUGGAAACAUUUUUUAGGCACAUCAUACACUGGAAAAAAAACAGCUUCAGAGGUUUGCUUAAUGAAUAAUAAUGAAAACAAACAAGAGUUUCCUUCUAUUAAUCUUGAAACAAAAACCAAAGAUCUUGAAAAACCUGAAUCAAAAGUUGAACAAGAACCUCUUAAAGAUGAAAUUAAUGGUCAGUCAGAACCAAUAAAACAAAAUGUGCCUUUUGCAAUAAACAUGUCAAAUAACCAGGAAUCAAAUUUGAAAAGUAUACAACAAACUACUGGUACGCUGUCUUCAUUGACUACAAAUGAUUCAUCAGUUAGAAAUUCAUCUGUUUCAAAAACUCCAGUUCAAUCAAAUACAAUUAUGGCACGUAGUGGAAUUAAACCAGAAUUAUAUACAGAAGAACGACACCUGCUUGUACAGAGUGGUGUGAAAGCAGAGAGUAAAAGAAUAACACCACAAGGUGUUCCUUGCCACAGAUGUUGUAAAACAUUUUCAGAUAGUCGUAGCCUGCAACGACAUUUACUUGUACAUAGAGGUUUUCGUCCAUACCAUUGUAACUAUUGUCCAAAGGCCUUUAUGCUAAAUGGUGACCUAAAGCGUCAUUUGAGAAUUCAUAAUGGUGAAAGACCAUUUGCCUGUGAAGUGUGUGGACGGAGGUUUACCUUGAAAGGAAACCUAAUGCAACAUUUUCGAACACAUACACCAGAAAAGCAGUUCACUUGCACAAUUUGUCGUAAAAACUAUGCACAAAAAGACAGCCUUUAUCGUCACAUUCGAGCACAUUUUGGGGAAAAGCCUUAUGAGUGUACAACUUGUGGUAAGCGAUUUAGCUUGAAAGGGGACUUGAGCAGACAUAUCUUAAUUCACAGUGGGCUGAAACCUCAUUCAUGUAGAGUUUGUGGAAGAAAAUUUGCCCUUAAGGGUAAUUUAACUCAACACAUAAGAACACACAGCAGAGAAAAACCUCCAGGAAGAAUCACAAACAAAGAGAUAGGUGUUGUAGAAUCUCUUCAGACAUUUCAGGGCUUAACUAAUGUUUAUGGUGCUGCUUAUGGUGGUAUGCAACAGCAUACAGAUUAUUCUGAUGCAUUUUCAUCUAUUUCAACCCAGUCAGGUUCAACAGUGCAGUCAAAACAAAUAUGUAUACAGUCUUCUUCCAGGUCUAUAACAGAAAAUAGUCUUAAUGGCACUCUGGCAGUUAACUUAUCCACACCUCCAUCAACCUCCAAAGCCCAGGCUUCUUCAAAUGUAACACAACAUUCUCCAGCAGAAUCACCUCAAGGAGGGCUGUCAUUUUGCUCUGAAUGUUCCAAGACCUUUUCCACAGUUGCUAAGCUGCAUGAGCAUGUACAAAUGGUACAUGAACAGUCAAUGACAUCUGGAUUCAAUUCACAGGAUUGUAAUUAUUGUGAAAAAGGAUUUUCUAACAAAGCAGAGUUAUCUCAUCAUAUUAGCACACAUUGUGCUGUGAGACCUUAUGAAUGUCAUAUUUGUUCCAAGACAUUUACAUUGAAGGGCAACUUACACCAACAUCUGACAACUCAUCAGCUAGGUAAAUCAUUUUUUUGUCCCAUGUGUGAUAAACCUUUUGGAAACCAGCGAAAUCUGAAACUGCAUGUGAAACGACAUGAAACUGCACGAGCAAAUUUUGCCUGUACUAACUGUGGUCGGGCUUUUUUAGCUAAGUCAGAUCAUUUUUUCCAUUAUUGUAAAAUGGAAGAAAGAUGUGAAACAAAAAUAGUGAAUUCUGUGCAAGCUGCUUCCUCUCCAUCAAAAAACAUAAUUUCAUCUUCCUCACUUUCUACUGGAACUGAUCGCAUAUUGAGUUUGCCAGCAUUUCCUUCAUCAUCAUCAUCAUUACCUGAAUCCACUUCAAUACCAUCUUGUACAAACACUUUAAAAAAUAAUAAUCAAAUUCCAGAAAUAGCCAAGUCUGAAGUGAUUGAAAGUUCCCAAUGCACAAUCAGUACAUGCACAUCUUUGCAAUCUGGAAUAGUUACCACACCAAUAAGCACAUCUUCAAAUGGAUCGCAGUCAUUUUUGGGACCUAUUUAUCGACAUCUAUACUUUAACAACAUAUAUCAAGAUAGCCACGAGAAAGAAGAUUUGCGCAUGGUAGUCCAGCCUUCAGUUCAAGAUCCCAACAAUGUAUGUUUAGGGAAGGAACAUUCAAGAUUGUUACUAUCCACAUCAAGAGAAUAGCACUGUAAUUUGAAUUUGAUUUCAUAAUGUUUCUUGAUUGCACAUUUAUGUAAAGUACAGGUCAAGUACAUAUACAGCACAAAGUGAUAAUUAAUUACCAAUCAUUUUCCAUUUUGAAUGCUAAGUAUACAUGUAAGUAUAUAUAAAUAGUGUUAGGAUUAAAAAGUAGGAAUUGCAUGUAUUUAAAUUUUAGUGUUUUCAGCUUUGUUGUACUAAUUAAGGAGGUGGAUAUAACCAAAAAAUAUGUUGUACAACAUUUGUUUC
Molecule: messenger RNA, 3828 nt
Organism: Limulus polyphemus (Atlantic horseshoe crab)
Lineage: Eukaryota; Metazoa; Arthropoda; Merostomata; Xiphosura; Limulidae
Product: zinc finger protein 184-like
Exons: 3
Coding region: 691-3564 (957 amino acids)
Biological process (GO): regulation of transcription by RNA polymerase II
Molecular function (GO): DNA-binding transcription factor activity; RNA polymerase II cis-regulatory region sequence-specific DNA binding
Source: RefSeq, a predicted model, not a curated record